This is a messenger RNA of Sorex fumeus (smoky shrew), 4139 nucleotides long. RefSeq names its product SR-related CTD associated factor 4 (gene SCAF4). NCBI's taxonomy places the organism in Eukaryota, Metazoa, Chordata, Mammalia, Eulipotyphla, Soricidae. Gene Ontology annotation, molecular function: RNA polymerase II C-terminal domain phosphoserine binding; RNA binding. Gene Ontology annotation, biological process: negative regulation of termination of RNA polymerase II transcription, poly(A)-coupled. The transcript has 20 exons. The record is from RefSeq and is a predicted model, not a curated record. The coding region runs from base 331 to 3780 and encodes 1149 amino acids. Gene Ontology annotation, cellular component: nucleus.
GUGUGUGUGUGUGUGUGUAGGAAGGCCGGCGCCCGUGUCAGCGAGCCGCAGAGCGCCGCCGCCCGCGCUCAAACGGACAUGUUGGAGCCCCGCGCCGCCGCCGCCGCCUCUUUCUCCUCAGCCUCGGAACGGGACUGAGAGGGGGGCCCCGCCGAGCCCGCCGCCGCGGCCCGCAGCGGCUUCCCGCCCGGCCGUCCCCCGCCCCCGCCGCCCUUCAGGCCCGGCCCGUUUCCCCUCGCCCCUCCCCGCGCACCCCGACCCCGCUCCGCCGCGGCGCGAGCUGCUUAUGUGACCGGCGGGGCCCGGAGCCGCCGCCGCCGCAGCGCGAACAUGGACGCCGUCAACGCCUUCAACCAGGAGCUCUUUUCACUUAUGGAUAUGAAACCUCCCAUCUCUCGAGCCAAGAUGAUACUCAUCACAAAAGCUGCUAUUAAGGCUAUUAAGCUUUAUAAGCAUGUAGUUCAAAUAGUAGAAAAGUUCAUCAAAAAGUGUAAACCAGAAUACAAAGUUCCGGGAUUAUACGUUAUUGACUCAAUUGUACGACAGUCUCGUCAUCAAUUUGGAACUGAUAAAGAUGUUUUUGGGCCAAGAUUCUCUAAAAACAUAACCGCCACAUUCCAAUAUUUAUAUCUUUGUCCGUCUGAAGAUAAGAGUAAAAUAGUUCGUGUGCUAAACCUGUGGCAAAAAAAUGGAGUGUUCAAAAUUGAAAUUAUUCAGCCUCUUUUGGACAUGGCAGCAGGAACCAGUAAUGCUGCCCCAGUAGCAGAAAAUGUGACGAAUAAUGAAGGCUCACCUCCACCUCCAGUUAAAAUUUCUUCUGAACCCCCACAAGCCACUACGAACUCUGUACCAGCUGUACCACAGCUGCCAAGCUCUGAUGCCUUUGCUGCUGUGGCUCAACUGUUUCAGUCAACGCAAGGGCAACAGCUUCAACAGAUUCUUCAGACUUUUCAACAACCCCCAAAACCACAGUCUCCUGCCAUUGACAAUGCUGUGAUGGCUCAGGUUCAGGCCAUGACAGCUCAGUUAAAGACAGCUCCUACACAACCACCUGAGCAAAAAGCUGCUUUCCCCCAGCCUGAACAAAAAACUGCGUUUGACAAGAAGCUACUUGAUAGAUUUGAUUAUGACGAUGAGCCAGAAGCUAUGGAAGAGUCAAAGAAAGAAGACGCUGCUGCCGGCACUGUGCCCGUUGCUGCUGCCCCUCCUAUUCCUCCUGCCAUGCCCGCUGCUGCCGCCGCCACACCUGCCACUUCUCCCCCACAAGCACCCUUUGGAUUUCCUGGAGAUGGCAUGCAGCAGCCAGCAUACCCACAGCCACAGACUAUGGAGCAGUUUCAGCCUCGACUGAUGCCGAUGCAGCAGGAUCCAGUGCACCAUCAGGUUCCACUUCCUCCUAAUGGACAGAUGCCAGGGUUUGGCCUUCUUCCAACGCCUCCAUUUCCUCCCAUGGCUCAGCCUGUGAUUCCUCCUACUCCACCCGUGCAACCACCUUUCCAGGCUUCUUUUCAAGCACAGAAUGAACCACUUACACAGAAGGCACAUCAGGAAAUGGAAGUGGAACAGCCUUGUAUUCCAGAGGUUAAACGGCAUAUAUCUGAUAACAGAAAGUCGAGAUCAAGGUCAGCAUCGAGGUCACCAAAAAGAAGACGGUCUCGAUCAGGUUCUAGAUCAAGAAGGUCUCGGCAUCGACGUUCUAGAUCUCGAUCCAGGGACAGACGCAGACAUUCUCCUAGAUCUCGAUCCCAAGAGAGACGGGAUCGAGAAAAAGAAAGAGAACGCCGGCAGAAAGGCCUCCCUCAGAUCAAACCAGAAACUGCUAGUGUGUGUAGCACUACACUCUGGGUAGGACAGCUGGACAAAAGGACUACCCAGCAGGAUGUUGCCAGUCUCUUGGAAGAGUUUGGUCCUAUUGAAGCAAUUAACAUGAUUCCUCCCAGAGGUUGUGCCUACAUUGUUAUGGUUCAUAGGCAAGACGCUUAUCGCGCCCUGCAGAAACUGAGCCGAGGAAAUUACAAAGUGAACCAAAAAUCUAUAAAGAUUGCCUGGGCCUUAAACAAAGGAAUAAAGGCAGAUUAUAAGCAGUAUUGGGAUGUAGAACUUGGUGUUACGUAUGUUCCAUGGGACAAAGUCAAGCCUGAAGAACUGGAGAGUUUCUGUGAAGGAGGAAUGUUAGACAGUGAUACACUUAAUCCAGAUUGGAAAGGAAUUCCAAAAAAACCUGAAAAUGAGGUUGCUCAGAAUGGAGGAGCAGAACCUUCUCACACAGAACCAGUAUCACCUGUCCCUAAACCUUUACCUGUGCCUGUCCCUCCUAUGCCAGUUCCUGCACCUAUCACAGUACCUCCUCCACAGGUCCCACCACAUCAGCCAGGCCCACCUGUCGUCGGUGCUCUCCAGCCACCUGCUUUCACGCCUCCUAUGGGAAUUCCCCCUCCUGGCUUUGGUCCUGGUGUCCCUCCUCCACCACCACCUCCACCAUUUUUGCGCCCAGGAUUUAAUCCAAUGCAUUUGCCACCAGGUUUUCUCCCUCCUGGACCCCCACCUCCUAUAACUCCACCAGUAUCCAUUCCUCCUCCUCACACUCCACCAAUAAGCAUCCCAAACUCCACUAUCGCUGGUAUAAAUGAAGACACUACAAAAGACUUAUCUAUUGGAAAUCCCAUUCCAACAGUGGUAUCUGGGGCUAGAGGAAACGCCGAGUCUGGUGACAGUGUGAAAAUGUAUGGCUCUGCCGUGCCACCUGCCGCACCCACGAAUCUGCCUACCCCUCCUGUAACCCAGCCUGUUUCACUUCUUGGUACCCAAGGAGUUGGCCCUGGUCCCGUCAUUGGUCUCCAAGCCCCAUCCACCGGUCUUCUCGGCGCCCGGCCCGGCCUGAUCCCACUCCAGCGCCCUCCAGGAAUGCCUCCCCCUCACUUGCAGCGUUUCCCUUUGAUGCCACCUCGUCCCAUGCCGCCACAUAUGAUGCAUCGAGGUCCACCCCCGGGACCCGGGGGCUUCGGAAUGCCACCCCCUCAUGGAAUGAAAGGGCCCUUCCCACCACAUGGCCCUUUCGUCAGGCCGGGUGGCAUGCCAGGGCUCGGAGGCCCAGGGCCCGGCCCUGGGGGUCCUGAAGAUCGCGACGGAAGGCAGCCCCCUCCCCAACAGCAGCCACCACCACCACAGCCACCGCAGCAGCCGCCGCAGCAGCAGCCACCACAACAGCAGCAGCAGCAACAGCAGCAGCAGCAGCAGCCGCCGCCAGCUCAGCAGCCUCCGCCGACGCAGCCCCAGCCCCAAGCGUUUCGGAAUGAUAGCAGGCAGCAGUUCAAUUCAGGUAGAGACCAAGACAGGUUCGGAAGAAGAUCAUUCGGAAAUAGGGUGGAAAAUGACCGGGACCGGUACGGGAGCCGGAACGAUGAUAGAGAGAAUAGCACGCGGGAGAGGAGAGAGUGGGGAAGGAGGAGCCCCGACCGGGACAGGCACAGAGACUUGGACGAGAGAAAUAGACGCUGUAGCGGGCACCGAGACAGAGAGAGAGAUUCCAGGGAUAGAGAGUCGCGUAGAGAGAAGGAAGAGAACCGAGGGAAGGAGAAGCUGGAGGUGACAGACAGGGCGGGUGGUAACAAAACCCUUGAACCUCCCGCUAGCCAAGUGGGCCCUGUCAACCCUCUCCCUGAACUGGCUAAAGGGGAGUCUGAGCCUGCGGGUGUCAAACCCGCCGAAGAGCUUCCUGCUGCGGCUACCUCGUCCAUGGACCCUGAGAAGAAUUCUGGCUCAGCAGAAGCUCCUCGUUAGAGACUGGAAUUUGCCCUUCGUGCAGGGACACCUCCAGAGUGUAGAGCUUGAGAUGUACAGAUGCUGUAUUAUAUUUGCUCCCGCUGUACCACAGCCCCACGGUAGUUGGUGGGGAAUUGUAAGCAAUUUGAUUGCUUUCCUUCUAUUUAAAAAUAGCCACAAAAUAACAAAAAAUACUGAAAAUAUGAAUAAAUAUUACCCUUUUUGCUGUAACUUUUUAAAAGUUUUGACUUUAAAAAGUUUACAAAUCGUAAUUAGAAGUGCUCUCUAUUUUUUUUUUUUAAUUUAAGACAAGGUAACGGUGAAAGCUCCUCAAAACAAUAGGGAUGUUUUUAAUAAACUCUAUUUUCGUAACAAAC